This is a messenger RNA of Pseudomyrmex gracilis, 1643 nucleotides long. RefSeq names its product alpha-N-acetylgalactosaminidase. Gene Ontology annotation, molecular function: alpha-galactosidase activity. The coding region runs from base 236 to 1546 and encodes 436 amino acids. NCBI's taxonomy places the organism in Eukaryota, Metazoa, Arthropoda, Insecta, Hymenoptera, Formicidae. The transcript is spliced from 8 exons. Gene Ontology annotation, biological process: glycoside catabolic process; glycosylceramide catabolic process; oligosaccharide metabolic process. The record is from RefSeq and is a predicted model, not a curated record. Gene Ontology annotation, cellular component: cytoplasm.
CGUGAUCCCUAACCUCUGUCUCUCUCCUUAAAGUACACGGUGCCAAAUUGAAGAGCUCGAAUCGAAAAAACCCACCCGGGCGAAGUUCGUAACUCGCGUGGAACGAUUGCAAUUUGAUAGCGCGAGGAUGCAGAUGCGAGGAGUCCCGAAGACAUCAAUCACGCAGAGUUCACCCGCGGCGAAUAUGAGAAAGAAAGGAUUAUAUUGAUGAAAAAGCCUACGUGCUUGGAAAAGAAUGCUGUUCAACCUGUGGAUCCUUUGUGUUCUCCUGUCACUGACCACUCUGGUCCCGGCACUGGAGAAUGGUCUGGCCAGGACACCACCGAUGGGCUGGUUGGCGUGGGAGCGAUUCAGAUGCAACACUGACUGCAAGAAUGAUCCCGACAACUGCAUAAGUGACCGUCUCUUCCGGACUAUGACAGACAUAGUAGUGGCCGAAGGAUAUGCCGCGGUAGGCUAUGAGUACAUUAAUGUAGACGACUGUUGGUUGGAGAAAGAAAGAGACUUACGUGGACAGCUUGUACCAGACAGAGAAAGGUUCCCAUAUGGCAUGAAGAGUCUGUCAGAUUAUGUGCAUUCAAAGGGCCUGAAGUUUGGCAUUUAUGAGGACUAUGGUAAUUACACCUGUGCCGGUUACCCGGGUAUUUUGGGUUAUUUGGACGUAGAUGCUGCUACAUUCGCAUCCUGGGAUGUGGACUAUGUGAAAUUAGACGGAUGUUACUCACAUCCGUCCGAUAUGGACAGAGGCUAUCCCGAGUUUGGAUUUCACCUGAAUCAAACUGGAAAACAAAUGAUCUACUCCUGCAGCUGGCCUGUUUAUCAAAUCUAUGCUGGUAUGCAGCCAAACUACACAGCAAUAGCUGAACACUGCAAUCUCUGGCGCAACUUCGACGACAUUCAAGAUUCCUGGGCUAGCGUGGAAAGCAUCAUCGAUUACUACGGUAACAAUCAAGACACGAUCGUGUCCAUCGCCGGUCCUGGACAUUGGAAUGAUCCGGAUAUGUUGAUUAUCGGCAACUUCGGAUUGAGCUAUGAACAGAGCAAAACGCAAAUGGCGAUCUGGGCUAUAUUAGCGGCGCCAUUGCUUAUGUCUGUAGAUCUCAGAACAAUCAGACCGGAAUACAAAGCUAUCUUGCAAAAUAAGAAAAUUAUUGCUGUAGAUCAAGAUCCGCUAGGUAUUCAAGGUCGAAGGAUAUACAAACACAAAGGCAUCGAGAUUUGGGCUAGGCCCAUCACUCCGAUUUAUCAAACCUACUAUUCCUACGCAAUCGCGUUCGUCAACAGGCGAACAGACGGCACGCCAUCGGACGUGUCGGUCACACUAAAAGAGCUGGGUUUGCAGUACCCGGGAGGAUAUCGAGUGGAGGAUCUGUACGAGGACGUGGACUACAGCGUACUGACACCGCAGACCAAGAUUAAGGUCAAAGUAAACCCAUCCGGUGUGGUGAUCUUGCGAUGUGAUCUAAACAUAGAAGACGUGUUUCGCUACUCGCAGUAUUCGUCUUUAAAUCAAGUCUACAAAGUUAGGCAAAAUUCAUUUAAAUGAUCGUACGCGUCUGAAGUAUUACCAAAUUUCGCGUUUUUUUUAUAUGCGUUACAUAUAUGUUCUUUAUUAACAUAUUAUAUAAGGCAUAAUAGGAAAU